CUGGUUCCCGGGCGCCGGGGCGAACAGACGGAACGCAAGCCUGGGCUUCCAACGUCGAGUCCAUUCUCCAUAAGAUUUUUGUUUGGCCGAACGGCUGGGAAACGCGCGUGUGUGGGAGGGAGAGAGAGAGAGAGUUUUUUUUAAAUUGUUAGUCUCUUUUUUUUCCCUCUUCCCUCACCACCAGCAACCGCCCCCCCCCCUUCUUCCCUCCCCAAUCCGGGCACUGGUUGAUGAGAACAGCGUGGUUUUCCUUUUAACGUGCGAGUCUGUACUCGACAGUUGCCACUCAGCGCGUUCAAAAUAAAAGUGCUUUUGGAGGGGGGAAGAUAAGAGUAUGGAGGAUGGAUGGACACCUUUCCCAAUGGUCAACCGAAGCCUCUUGGAAGUUGAGCUUUUACACGUUGGAGAGUCUCCAGAUAUGACUGGGGCAGAUACUGCUAUAGAAGAUCGGAAGCGGGAAAUGGUAAAGGAACUAUCCACAACUGAAGACAAAGGAAGUGACCUUACAGCUGCUAAUUUGAGUGCCACAGAGAAGCCGCUGGAAGCUUGUGAGAUGUUUGCAGAUGGUGAAACCAAUGGUUCUUGUGAAAAGACUGAGGAAGCAUCUUCAACAAAGAUUCAUCAAACAUCAAUUAGAAACACUCAGGACACUGUGAAAACAGCAUCAUGGGAUUUAAGUGAACUAAAGCAGAUAAAUGAAAAUGGAAUAUUGGGAGAAGACAAUAAGACUGUUAAAACAAGCAAUCAUAUGAAUUCAGAUGAUUUGACACUAACGCCUUUGACAGGAAGUAAUGGAUUUGUUUUAAAUAGUAAACCUUUACUUCAGGUACAGACUGGGAGUCCUCCUCUAAUCGGACAUGCUGCCAAAACACUUCCUUCAUCUCCUAGCAAGGGUGGAGGAGUUAACAAGGUAAAAAACUUUAAUGCAGUUGAAGUUCUGCAAAAUCAAGCCAUGAAACCGCUUACUAUGGCAUCAGCCAAAUCAGGAGAAGAAAACCCAGAAGAAAAUACAUCUCAGGCUAAAAAACUGUCACAAGGCCUUAAUGCUGAGGUCAAGAUUCACAGAGCCAGGAAGACUCUGCCUAAACUCAAUUCAAAUCAGUCACCAAACAAAGACCCAAAGGAAGAAUGUGUAAAUAGUCUAGAAUGUGGGAAAAAGCCACCAUCACCUCCAUCACCACAACCAACACCACCCCAGCAACUGAUACUACCUCAGAAUCAGAACAGUACUGCCACUUGCAAACCACAAUCAGUGGCUAGGAAGAAGAAGAGGAAAAUGGGAACCUAUAGCCUGGCUCCUAAGAAGAAGACCAAACUGCUAAAACAGCGCACCGUACUUGAAAUGUUUCAGAACAUGUCACAGUCUGCAGCUGGCAUGCAGGAACAGAAAGAUUCCUCUAAUGGUGUGACUCAGAACAUAAAUGGAGAGACUGCUGAUCUAUCUCAAGACAUGGAGUCUGAAGAUGAUGAAGAGGAAGAUGACGAUGAAGAAGAAGAUGAUGACGAAAAAUACAGUGGUGUAGACCAUCCAGAUUCAGAGUUGUCCACAGACUUGGGAGACACUGACAAUAUUCGUAAAAUGGAAAUGUCCAAGAAAGCUAACCAGCAAGAAGAAUAUGAUCCUGAAGAGUAUCAAGACUCUGAUCUGGAAGAUGAGGAUGAUGAUGACUUUGAAUCUGAUGUGAGUUCAGAGUCUAGUUUGAAAAGGAAAUGGAAGAAGAAAGGGAAGAAUGGCAGCCCAUGGGUAAAACCAACCAGGAAAAGAAGAAGAAAAAACCGGCCAAAAGGUGAUAGUAGAGGUGCUGAAACAGAGACUGCAGCUCUGUUAGAUAAUAAUGAGUAUACUGAGAUGCCUCUUAGCUCAUUGAAUCUGCCUGCAGGUGGCCUAUUCUCUUCACAAUCUACAGGCAUUUCCCAAAGCUCCGAUUCAGUGGAACUAGAUAAGCUACAGGAGUUACCUCUUUGUAGUUGUCGGAUGGAAACACCAAAAAGCCAAGAGAUUGUUAAACUGGCUAACAAUAAGUGUAUGGCCACUGAGAAUAUAGAUGAAGAGCUAAGUAGCUGUAUUAACAGCGUGAUUAAAGAAGAGAUGAUGCGACCCUCCAAUAAGGUGCAGCUAAUGGUAUUAUGUGAGGACCACAGAUCCCGAAUGGUUAAACAUCAGUGUUGCCCAGGCUGUGGAUACUUCUGCACUGCUGGGACCUUCAUGGAAUGUCAGCCCGAUAGUACCAUCUCACAUCGCUUUCACAAGAAUUGUGCAUCUCAUAUGAAUGGAUUGUCUUUCUGUCCACAUUGUGGUGAAGAUACUAUUCAAGCAAAAGAAGUUACCAUUGCAAAAGCAGACACUACCUCUAUGGUACCCCUCCCAGCACAGGAGAAGAUUGGUGUCGUGAAUGGAAAAGCAGAUACCACUACAUCAAGCAGUGCUCGGAUAAGAAUGUCAAUGGAAAGCAAGCCUGAGAGUGCUAUCUCCAAAGUAGCUGAUAGUUCAGAUACCUCUAGCUUUUCCACUACGUUGAAAUCGGGAGCAGUCAUGUCAACUACAGGACUGCCAACUGGCCCUGGGAAAGAGACCAUGGAAAGCAUUCUUAUUGCACUUGAUACAGAGAGACCCAAGAAGCUGCGUUUUCACCCAAAGCAGUUAUAUUUAUCUGCUAAGCAAGGAGAGAUGCAGAAAGUGCUUUUAAUGCUGGUUGAUGGGAUUGAUCCUAACUUUAGAGCUGAGCACCAGAAUAAGCGGACACCUCUCCAUGCAGCUGCUGAGAUAGGCCACGUGGAAAUUUGCCAUAUGCUUGUACAGGCUGGUGCCAAUCUCGAUACUUGUGAUGAUGAUCAGAGGACCCCACUGAUGGAAGCAGCAGAGAACAAUCAACUUGAAGCAGUUAAAUACCUCUUGAAGGCAGGUGCACUGGCAGAUCACAAGGAUGUUGAAGGUUCAACUUGCCUUCAUCUGGCUGCCAAGAAGGGACAUUAUGAUGUGGUUGUACAUCUUCUAUCCACGGGGUUAAUAGAUGUGAGCUGUCAGGAUGAUGGUGGUUGGACGUCUAUGAUUUGGGCCACAGAAUAUAAACAUAUAGAUAUUGUAAAGCUGCUGCUGUCAAAAGGAGCUGAUAUCAACAUUAGGGACAAUGAAGAGAAUAUCUGUUUGCACUGGGCAGCUUUCUCAGGGUGUGUGGAUAUCGCUGAGAUAUUUUUAAAUGCAAAGUCUGAUUUAACUGCAGUAAAUAUGCAUGGUGACUCUCCUUUGCAUAUCGCAUCAAGAGAAAAUCAUUAUGAAUGUGUAGUGCUUUUUCUUUCACGUGGGGCUGAUGUUAACAUUAAGAAUAAGGAAGGCGAAACACCACUCGAAUGUUCAAGUCUGAACUCUCAAGUAUGGGUUGCACUACAGAUGAACAAAAAACUUAAACAAGCAUCAGCUAAUAAGAUUACCCAGGUUGAGAAGAUAGUUGGCAGAGAUAUUGGGCGAGGUUAUGAACGUGUACCAAUUCCAUGUGUCAAUGGUGUUGAUGAAGAACCUUGUCCAAAUGACUAUAAAUAUGUUUCCCAAAACUGUGUAACGUCUCCAAUGAACAUUGAUAGGAACAUCACACAUUUGCAGUACUGUUUUUGUGAGGAUGACUGCUCCUCCAGUAACUGCAUGUGUGGCCAACUAAGUAUACGUUGCUGGUAUGACCAGGAUGGACGACUUCUUCCAGAAUUCAACAUGCUGGAACCUCCACUCAUUUUUGAGUGUAACCACGCCUGUGGAUGUUGGAGGACAUGUAAAAAUCGUGUGGUGCAAAAUGGAAUCAGAGUUCGAUUACAGAUCUAUCGUACAAACAGAAUGGGGUGGGGUGUUCGAUCAUUGCAGGACAUUCCCAAGGGUCAUUUUAUCUGCGAAUAUGUUGGGGAACUUAUAACUGAUGCAGAGGCAGAUGUCCGAGAAGAUGACUCCUAUCUUUUUGACCUCGAUAAUAAGGAGGGGGAGGUAUACUGCAUUGAUGCUCGUUACUAUGGAAAUGUCAGCCGAUUUAUAAACCAUUUGUGUGAGCCAAAUCUGAUUCCUGUGCGAGUUUUCAUGUCACACCAAGAUCUUCGUUUCCCAAGAAUUGCGUUCUUCAGCAGCAGAGAUAUCAAAUCUGGCGAGGAACUGGGAUUUGAUUAUGGAGACAGGUUCUGGGACAUCAAGAGUAAAUAUUUCACCUGUCAGUGUGGUUCAGAGAAGUGCAAGCAUUCAGCUGCUGCCAUUGCUCAACGACAAGCUACAGUGUCUCAACUAGAAGCACAACAAAAUGGACUCCCAGACACCAGCUCAGCCACAUCUGCCAAUGUUUCUUGACAUGCUAAUUCAACCUGGACCACAUUGAGCUGAAUUGAGAGAAAUAGCUCUGCUUGUGUGAACAGAGUCUUGAGUACUAGCUCAGCUGUACUGAUGAAAUUCUUCCUACGAAUUGUCUGUCUAGAUAUUGACAAUAGGACAUUUAAUAAAUUGAACUUUUGUUAUAGUGAGGGCCAACAGUUAUGGUGCUGAUUAUUGUGAGAGUUUACACCCAAGUAAAACUCACCUCAAGAUUGUAUAAAGGAACAACCUGUUUUUAACAUGAAUUCAAGUAAUUUUUUUUUACAUGUAGUAGUAUUAGUAAUAGUAAAGUAGUACAAGUUUGUCACUAUGAAUUUACCAUCUGCUGUUGAUGCGUGAUGGUUGGACAUUAAAAGUACCAUUUUGCAUAAACUUUUUCAAGGUCCUUUAGUGCAGGUCAGUUUUUUUUGUGCAAGUACUUAAAGAACUUUACAGAGACAUUACUGUUUGCAUUCAUUAUAAUUUUUAAUGGUUUUAAGGGCAUUUAUGCUUGAUCCAUUAGUGU
Messenger RNA from Hemiscyllium ocellatum (epaulette shark), 4844 nucleotides. RefSeq names its product histone-lysine N-methyltransferase EHMT1-like. Gene Ontology annotation, cellular component: nucleus. The transcript is spliced from 27 exons. The record is from RefSeq and is a predicted model, not a curated record. Lineage: Eukaryota; Metazoa; Chordata; Chondrichthyes; Orectolobiformes; Hemiscylliidae. The coding region runs from base 335 to 4318 and encodes 1327 amino acids. Gene Ontology annotation, molecular function: zinc ion binding; p53 binding; histone H3K9 methyltransferase activity.